AUGUCCUUCAUUUUCCGCAGACUAUUUGGCUCUACUCCAACAGCCACAAUGGACGCCGCCAAGGUGAAAGCACAGCAGUUGAUCGAUGACAAUGCCGUCAUGGUCUUCAGCAAGUCGUAUUGCCCUUACUGUAACAAAGCUAAGGGCCUCUUCAGCAGCCUCGAUGUCGAAUACAAAGCGAUCGAGCUUGACCAAGUCGACGAUGGCAGUCAGAUCCAAGAUGCGCUGUACGAGCUUUACAACCAGCGAACCGUCCCCAACAUCUUCAUCGGCGGCGCCCACAUUGGUGGAAGCUCAGACCUCGAUAAGGUCGACAAGAACGGGAAGGAUGGGAAGUCUUUGCAGGAGCUCUUGAAGGCUGCCAAUGCCCUCUAA
This is a messenger RNA of Dichotomopilus funicola, 375 nucleotides long. Its product is annotated as thioredoxin-like protein. Gene Ontology annotation, biological process: cellular response to oxidative stress. The record is from RefSeq and is a predicted model, not a curated record. The coding region runs from base 1 to 375 and encodes 124 amino acids. Gene Ontology annotation, molecular function: glutathione disulfide oxidoreductase activity. Gene Ontology annotation, cellular component: nucleus; cytoplasm. The transcript has 2 exons. Lineage: Eukaryota; Fungi; Ascomycota; Sordariomycetes; Sordariales; Chaetomiaceae.